AUGACAAAGAGAAUCUUACACCAAGGGGAGGUUGAACUCCUUUUUGUUAAAUCAAAGGCAUAUCUCCACCCAACGCCAUCAAAGAGAGACAAUGUUGCUGGCUUUUUGUCACUUUCGCGACCCCCAAACUCGACUAAUUUGGAUAUUAUUUUAGCAUUUACCCCUGAAUCACAAUUGAGUAAAGAAGAGAUUAAGGUUUACAAUGAAGUUGACGUGGAGGAUGUUGAUCUCAACUUGAGCGCAUUCAAGAAGCAUGGCAAAGCUAGAGGUGACAGGAUUGUGUCAAAACCAAGUGCAAGCAUCCUCAGCUCAUAUGCAUUCACAACCACACUCUCCUAUAUCUAUAGCAUCCAGUUUAGAAACCCAAGCCAUGGUUACUACUAUGGAAGCAUAGUUAUCAACACACAAGAUGGUGAGAAAUUGCCAAUUGUGUUUUUCCACGACGACGAAUCACCAUCAACAAUCAAGAAUCAAAAGCUACAAAAUAAGCAGUUUGAUCCAUUUGCCGACGGAGAGUUGUACUGGGGUGCCCUUGAUCUCUUGAAUGUGUUGAAAAGCUUAGUGAAUAUUGAAAAGUCAACUAUUGAGCCAAGUGUGUACUUGGUCAACCCCCAAUCCGAGGAUUUGAGGAAUUUUGCUCCCUUCAAAAAGAAAGAAGUCAAGGAGGAACCACCAAAUGGGUUCCAACUUCCUGAUGUUAACAAAAUGUUCAACACUGCAAAGUGGAAAGUGUUGGAAACUGUUGCAACCUUCACUGCCAAGACAAAGAAUCAAGUGGUUGAUUUGAUUGAGGAAAAUGCGCCAGUACAGGUCAAACAAUUGAUGGUGCAGCAGCCUCAGUUGGUAAAACUUGGUGACGACUUUGAUUCAGCUAGAAUGUAUCUUGCCAACUGGGCCCAGCAGGUGAAACAGGAUGCAGAGUCGUCAAAGUAUGUUACUGAUGACGAGAUUUACGAACGAAUCAGUCGCGAAUUAAAUUCGAAUAAGUUGCUAACGCAGGAGGAGAUAAGUCGCACUUCUCGAAUGAAACCGGUGAGUGUUCAAGAGUGGGAAGGCUUUUUUGACCACACUGGGAGAUUGAGCGUGACAGUGAAGGAGGUGAAGGAUAGAAUAUUCCACGGUGGACUUGAGGACGAGGUAAGGAGCGAAGCUUGGUUGUUUUUGCUAAAAGUGUAUCCGUGGGACUCAUCCAGUGAAGAGCGAGAGGUUUUAAAGAAAUCAUAUGCUUCAAGGUAUGACGAAUUGAAGCUCAAGUGGGUUGAUGAUGCUGACAGGAGAAACACUGAGUACUUUAAAGAUCAGAAAUUCAAAAUAGAAAAAGACGUGAAUCGUACAGACCGUGAGUUGGAAAUUUUCAAAAAUGGUGAAGGCGAAGAAGUAGGAGAGCCAGAUGAUGAGUAUGACGUGGCAAACAUAACCAAUCCCCAUUUGUGCAAUUUGCGUGAGAUUUUGUUGACUUACAACGAGUACAACACCGAGCUUGGGUAUGUACAAGGGAUGAAUGAUGUACUUUCGCCACUAUAUGUAGUGCUCCAGGAUGAGGUAUUAUCAUUUUGGGCAUUUGUUAACUUGAUGGAUAGAUUGGAAGGGAAUUUUGACCCUGAAUUGAGUGGUAUCAAACUGCAGCUCACCAAGCUUAUGAAGAUGACUCAACUCACUUUGCCAAAUUUGUACAAGCAUCUUAUUGAAUGUCAGAGUGAAGGGCUCUACUUUUUCUUUCGCCAUAUUCUACUCCAUUUCAAAAGAGAGUUGCGUUGGGACCAGGUACUACUGUUGUGGGAAGUUAUUUGGACAGACUAUUACACCAAUGACUUUCAGUUGUUUUUUGCCUUGGCGGUCUUGUCUGAUAAUGAAAGAAUCAUUAUCGAGAAUGUGCUGCAGCCUGAAGAAGUUUUAAAGUAUUUUAAUGACUUGCUGGGUCAUUUGGAUGUGAACAAGUUGCUAGUCCGGGCGGAGAUUUUAUACAAGUUGUAUGACCGUAUGACUUAUAUAGUUGAUUGA
Molecule: messenger RNA, 2001 nt
Organism: Lodderomyces margitis
Lineage: Eukaryota; Fungi; Ascomycota; Pichiomycetes; Serinales; Debaryomycetaceae
Gene: GYP7
Product: Gyp7p
Exons: 1
Coding region: 1-2001 (666 amino acids)
Biological process (GO): activation of GTPase activity
Molecular function (GO): GTPase activator activity
Source: RefSeq, a predicted model, not a curated record